Messenger RNA from Leptosomus discolor (cuckoo roller), 1212 nucleotides. It is a transcript of the gene KLF15, whose product is annotated as KLF transcription factor 15. Gene Ontology annotation, molecular function: DNA-binding transcription factor activity, RNA polymerase II-specific; RNA polymerase II cis-regulatory region sequence-specific DNA binding. NCBI's taxonomy places the organism in Eukaryota, Metazoa, Chordata, Aves, Leptosomiformes, Leptosomidae. Gene Ontology annotation, biological process: regulation of transcription by RNA polymerase II. The record is from RefSeq and is a predicted model, not a curated record.
AUGGUGGAUCACUUGCUGCCUACUGAUGAAUCCUUUCAAUCUACAAGAUCUUCUCUUGGAUACUUUGGGGACAUGACAGCAGGGGUGAGGUCCUACCAAAUGCUGCCCUCUCCCCUGUCAGAAGAUGACAGCGACUCGUCCAGCUUUUGUUCUUGUUCCAGCCCUGACUCCCAGGUUCUCAGCUCCAGCUAUGGAAGCACGUCCAGUGCGGAAAGUCAGGACAGUAUCUUAGACUACUUAUUGUCCCAGGCAUCGUUGGGGAGCACUGCUGGGACAUGGUGGGACAAAAGGAGACUUCAGCCAAUCGUGAAAGAGGAGUACUUUAGGUUGCCUGAAUUUGCUGUGGAUAUGGAAGACUCAGGACCAUUUCAGCCCACACUUGAGGAAAUUGAGGAGUUUCUGGAGGAGAAUAUGGAGUUGGAGCUCAAAGAAAGACCUAAAAGCGAGACCAAGGACUUGAGAGCUUGCAGCCAAGUUUCUGUUGCUUCGCUACAGCAAAAAGACCAUAUGUUACCCAGUGCUGGUUUAAAAGAGAGCAAAAAUGAACAGUUGAGCAGCGCAACAGAAGGUGUCCAAGCUUCAAAUGGAGGAACGUCCCUGGAGAAUGGAAUACCGGUUAUGCUCCAAAUUCAGCCUGUACAGAUCAAACAGGAGUCCAACACGAGCCCCAGUUCCCAAGGACCAUCACAAGAGAACAUUAAAAUUGCACAGCUCCUAGUCAACAUCCAAGGACAGACAUUUGCCCUUGUGCCUCAGAUAGUUCAGUCGUCCAAUUUGAACUUGUCCUCUAAAUUUGUCCGCAUCGCUCCCGUCCCCAUUGCCGCCAAGCCAAUUGGGCCAGGAGGCAUGAUCCAGGGUCAGACAGGAAUCAUCAUGGGUCAGAAAUUUCAAAAGAACCCUGCAGCAGAACUCAUUAAAAUGCACAAAUGUUCUUUUCCUGGUUGUACCAAGAUGUACACGAAAAGCAGCCAUUUGAAAGCCCACCUGAGGAGGCAUACAGGAGAAAAGCCUUUUGCAUGCACGUGGCCGGGUUGCGGAUGGAGGUUCUCCAGGUCAGAUGAGCUGUCCCGGCACAGGCGCUCCCACUCGGGGGUGAAACCCUAUCAGUGUCCUGUCUGCGAGAAGAAGUUCGCUCGAAGUGACCACUUGUCCAAACAUGUCAAGGUGCAUCGGUUCCCACGAAGCAACCGCUCCGUCCGCUCCGUGAACUGA